UGGACACCAUCGAGUGACGACCUACUUACUGUUUGUGCUUCUCCGCUUCUUAAGCUUUUGCGUUACACAAUGGUAGCUCACGGAAUCACAUUCGUCGCCCUCCUUGCCCUGGCCGCCCUCACGCACGCAGCUGACAUCGCCCACAAAAACGACGCACGACUUUUUUACGACGAUAACGACACCUCUCUCACCAUCGGCGGCGAGAGCCUCUUCUAUAUCGGGGUCAUCUUCGUCGGCCUGCUCUUGCUCACGUCUUUCCUGGGCCUCUUCGGGACAUCGGCCAAGGUUGCUCAGCCCUAUGACUACGCUUCCGCUAGCGCUUACGGUGCUUCUGCUCCAGCCUACGAUGAGAAGACCACCUUCUCUGUCCAGCAAUUUAUUGAGGAUGCUGUCAACAAGUUCCAGUAGAGACCGCGAACAUAAAUGAAUAUUCGAGAACCCUGUAACUAUGAUUAUUUAUUUUCACAAAAAACUUUUCCAUGCGUUUUUCUCCUGAUCGUCACAGAAGACGAACCUGUGAUUGAUCUAUUGAUCUUUUGUUUCCUAUUUUCUAUUUAAUUUAUGAUGUAAAUAAAUUGUUUCGUUUA
This is a messenger RNA of Penaeus monodon (black tiger shrimp), 587 nucleotides long. RefSeq lists its product as uncharacterized. The transcript is spliced from 3 exons. Lineage: Eukaryota; Metazoa; Arthropoda; Malacostraca; Decapoda; Penaeidae. Bases 70 to 408 code for a protein of 112 amino acids. The record is from RefSeq and is a predicted model, not a curated record.